Zeugodacus cucurbitae (melon fly) is the source of this 2170-nucleotide messenger RNA. RefSeq lists its product as uncharacterized. The transcript has 5 exons. Lineage: Eukaryota; Metazoa; Arthropoda; Insecta; Diptera; Tephritidae. Bases 115 to 2052 code for a protein of 645 amino acids. The record is from RefSeq and is a predicted model, not a curated record.
AAAGUUUUUGGCAUGAAACAAUUUUAUUUUUCAAUCCAAACAGAAAAAUUUUACAUUUUACCAAUAAAAAUUAAAUCUAUUUUAAUAAAAUUGCUUUAUAACUAAAUUCUUAAAAUGGCGCAAAAUUUUCUGUACAUGUUCGAAUUUGUGGUCGAUGAUCUGUUGAUAACACGGCCAAAUCAUUGCGCCCCAGAGGAGUACCCUACGUGCUGUGAAAUCUCUUUUCGUUCCAGCGUUUUCGUCUCCAUAUGUGAUCGCGAGUUCGGUCAAUGCGUAGACAUGUGCGCACCUAAAUGUGGCAAAUGCUGUCUUUUCUCGCUGGAGUCGCCAGUAACGGAAAAAGAUCGUCUGCUCAUACACAUUUACAAGAAAAAAACCGAUAAAUGCAAAUUCCUCGUCGGUGCCACAGACAUACCAAUCAAGCCACUUUUCGAUAAGGUAACAGAAAGCUUCAAUAUUGAAAAUCCAAAUUGGUUGGAGCAAUUGGUCAAACAUACAGCGCGUAUGCCUGAUCCGAAAACACCAUCUAAGACUACAGUCGUCGAUAAUGAUUGUGAUGACGAAACUUUUGGACGACGCGAACAAAUGUGUCCCACAUCGGAGCUGACCAAGCGUCUGUUGCCGCUAUUCAAUAUGAAACAUAUGCAAACCGGCAAUUUGGUGCUGAUAAUGCGACUCGUUUGCAAUGGGCCGACAAUUGUGUCCAGUUUUCCAUUCUCACGCAUUUGUUCAACAGCUUGUGGUAAAAAGGUGACCCCAUGCCCAUCUACUUGUCCGGCCAUAACAUCAAAGCCACAAGGUCCAUGCCAGAUGCCAGAUCCAUGUGCACCGGAUCCGGAAAAGCAAAAACCCAUAUGUCGUCGGUACUUUGCUUGCAAUGCCGACAAGGGUUGUCCUUGCGAAGAGUGUGAAGACUAUUGCGACAGGGAAUGUCCCGCUGGUUGCAAGAAAAAGAAAAAGCGGCCAACGCAAAAUACUUGUUGUCCACCACCGCCGCCUUGCUGCCCUCCGCCCUGUUGCCCUCCGCCGCCUCCAUGCUGCCCGCAACCGGACCCUUGUCAAAAGAAGGAACCGCGCACAGAUAUGUGUCAACGUUACUUUUCCAACGAGAAUAAGGGCUGCACCUGUGAAGAAUGCAUGGACGAAUGCGAGGCGGGAAGCAGCGAGGAAGAAUCGGAUCCCUGUCAACAAUGUGUCCCGCCACAAAUUAUGCCGCCAUGCUUUGUCGUUCCUACUAAACCUGAACCGGGCCCUGAAGCCUACGAAGAGUUCGAGGCUUGCCUAAAUGGUAGUGGCCUCGUAAUACGUGUCCUUAAGAACACCCAUCAAGUGGAGAGCAUUGAUGACGGUGCUCAGGAUAAUAUUGAAAGUGGGAGUGAUUGCGAUGGCAAGAAUAAUGCGGACAACCUUAACAACAAUCGUUGUGAAACCAUAAAUGAAAUACUACAACGCAGCAAUUUCGCGAAAAAUCACGUAAAACGACGCACGAACGGUCACAUUAUCAACGGACCGAAAUUACCAAAAAUACGUGCCAAUAUCAAAUACGCCGGCAACGACUCAUGUGAACCUGAUAAUUACUGUGUGCCCUUCAAUAAAGUCAAGUCCAUCUGCAAUGCGGAACAAAAACUUGAACUGUAUCGUCGAAAGGGAGCCUGUUGCACAGACGAUUGUGGACCGAUAGCGCCGCCGUUGCAUCCACAAGAUGUACGCAACUGUUGUCUACAAGUUGAUCCGCAAGAGAUCAAGGACACUUUGAAGGGCAUAAAUGCCGAUACCAGAAAGAAGGGCAUUGAGGUUUGUUACAAAACUUGCGAGGACACUGACAGCGACGUCUUCUUAGUGAAAUUAGGCAAUAAACAACAACAUCGCCGCAAGCGCAAUACAAUCGAAAUCGAAUUGAAGACGCCGAAGCAACCGAUUGUGUUACCCAAACAGAAAAUGACCACUGAAACACAGAUCACCGACAAGGAGCUGGAUGAAGCGCUUGCUGCACUUUGCGGUGGUAAGAAGAAGGGAAAGAAAGGGAAAAAGGGAAAGAAGAAGAAGAAGUAAACUUAAAAAUUAACUGAUAUUUCGCGCUAAAAUCAAAAUGUAUUUAAAUUGAAUUUUUUAUAUUCUGUUUAAAUCGACAAUUAUCAUAUUUACAAUUAAAACAAAAAAUCAAAAAAAA